Messenger RNA from Racocetra persica, 2646 nucleotides. NCBI's taxonomy places the organism in Eukaryota, Fungi, Glomeromycota, Glomeromycetes, Diversisporales, Gigasporaceae. The record is from the annotation of a GenBank genome assembly.
AUGCAACGAACACUUGCGGUGUUAUCACGAUCUGCGUGGAAAGGUCCAUUUUUUGUAAGGUUUCCCGAAUUUCGCCAAGCUCAAACUACUGGACAACCCAUAAAAACCACAGCUCGCUCAUGUACAAUAUUACCAAUAUUUGUAGGAUUGAAAUUUUUAGUACAUAAUGGCAAAGAUUAUAUACCAGUUACGAUCACUGAAGAAAUGGUUGGACAUAAACUGGAUCCGUGCAUAAAUAAAACUUUUAUUGUCGUCGGAUGUGAGGCGACUUCAAGUUUGUUGGAAAUGCUAGCAAUGAAAAGAUGUCCGGAAAUUAUCGGUAACGGUGGUCUGUGCAGAAUUCGGAAAUGGUUGGUAGGCAAAGAAUUCACGCAAAAUUCAGUUUUAACUUGCGGUAAACUAUUAGCGGCGGGGAUGUGGAAUAUUGUGGCAAUCAAAAAUCUCGAUAAUGAUUAUCGUUCAAAACUUCAUUAUCACGAAAAUCCCAAUUCUUUUUUCAAACCACGACCUCCUUAUUUGAAGAGUUUAUCCGAAUUAUCCCAAUGGAAACCUGAACAUGAUGAAUUUAACGUUGCAAAGGUUGAUUUACGAGAGAGGCCUACUUUCAGAAAUGAUGCCUCACAGGAAAAGAAAGAUAAAAGAGAUUGUCAAGUGGUAGCCUGUCAUGAUAUGGCUGGUGGUUAUGUUGAGAACUUCUUCAAAAUCGGAUAUAGCAUUCAGUACUGGCAAUACAUAGAUAUUUUUAUCUAUUUUUCUCACCACCGAGUUACAAUACCACCUCCACAAUGGACUAAUGCUGCCCACCGAAAUGGUGUUAAAGUUCUAGGAACUUUUAUUACUGAGUGGGCCAGAGAUAUGCUGGAAAAUGAAUUGUGGGUACGAGGUCCGCACACACAAACACCGCUUGAUGAUUCCGAAAACGUUGAUCGAAGAAUUGUUAGUACUGUGUUUGCAGAUAAAUUGGUUUCAAUGGCUAUGUAUUAUAAUUUUGAUGGUUGGUUCAUCAAUAUCGAAUCUCCUUUGAUUGGUGGUUCUCUCCACGCUCUUCAAGUUAUCACUUUUAUGAGCUACCUUACUCAACAAAUGCAUAAACAUAAACCUGGAUCUGUUGUUCUUUGGUAUGAUUCUAUCACUAAAGAAGGAACACUUGCGUGGCAAGACCAUUUGAAUGAUUUGAAUUAUCCUUUUUUUGAUGUAACCGAUGGUAUUUUUAUUAACUACACUUGGUCUGAAGAAUAUCCAGAAUUAUCAGCACAAAAGGCUGGUUCUCGAAGGCGUAAUGUCUACACUGGUAUUGAUAUUUGGGGCCGUAAUACUUAUGGUGAUGGCGGAUUUAAUACCUAUAAGGCACUUAAAGUUAUUCAAAAGGCCAAAACAUCUUGUGCUUUAUUUGCACCAGCCUGGACAUAUGAACAUUUAGGAAAAGAUGCUUUCUGGGAAAACGAUAAAAAAUUUUGGAUUGGCAAUGCAGACAAAUACGAGGAUGCAGAAACAGAACGAACUUCGGAAGAUGAAGGACUUGCUGUUGCACAUUACAUCGUGCCAAGAUACUCACCAGGAAUUUAUAAUUUUUAUACAAAUUUUGACCGUGGUUGUGGGCACAGGUUCUUUAUUAAGGGAUUGCAAGAAUGGGCACAUCUUAGUCAUCAAUCCGUUCAACCUUUUCCGACAAAGCGUAUUUCCGAAGUAUCAUCAAAUAAUGCAUCAGAAAUGACUAUUAAUAAAUCCCAUGACAUUGCAUGGAACUUAACCUUUGAUAAAGCAUAUAAUGGUGGUACUUCUGUAGUUGUAUACACUACUACUGUAAAUGAUAAAGCAAGAGCAAGAAUUUACAUGUUACCACUUUAUGACUUGAAUGUUACCAUCUCUCCACACGGGUACACAAGAGCAAGGGUUACUUAUUUGCCAGAACAUCGUGGAAUAGUUGUAGGAUUGUAUUUAAAAGUAGGAUUUAAUCGAAAACUUAGUGAUGGCAGAAAAAUCUCCUUUAACCAGGACGCAAAACCUACAAGGAAGGAUUCAGAGGAUCAGAAAAUAUCAUUCAUUACUUUGAACAACGAAAGUUAUGUUGAUGAUAGAUUUACCCAUGAAUCCGAAAAUCCAAGCAUUCCAUUACAGAAAUUCAAGACAACUACUGUGUCAAUGAGUCAUAAUUGGAUAACUGUAGAAGUUUUAAUACCACCUAAUACAUUCUCGAUAUCUCCAACUAGCUCGGCAUUUGAUUUAGUAGUGCAAGAAUUGGGUGUUUCUAUAAGUCAUCCACCACAUUUUGGAAAAUUUGACAUAACUCAAUCGUCAAAUAUAUCUACCUUGGUUCAUAUUGGUAAAUUAUCUGUUAGUUCAACAACAUUACCAUCGCAUUUACCUGAGCCAGAAGUGCAAAAUGUAUUUUGGCGGGAUAAUACUUUAUUUAUUGAACAUCUGAGUCAUCGAGGUAUGUUACGAAUAUCAGGUAUUAUAGAAUGGGAGAUGGGUGUAAAAGUUGUUGGGAAUGCCAGUGAGGAUCGUCAUAUCACACAUGACAACACCACAGAUAUCGAAAUCUCAAACUCUUUUGGAUAUUACUACGUAUAUGCAGAAGUUGACUCAGCAUCACAAAGUGGAAAGCCUUCACUUGAAGAGUUGACAUUUUUAGGGGUAGCCGAU